UUGUCUGUGUUUCCUCUUUUGUCUCUCCCUUAAACAUAUGACUGAUAAACAAUAAUGGCACAAAAACUAUUGAGUAAUGAACUUGCUUUUCCCCUGAAAUGGUCAAUUACAAUCUACAACUACCUCCAGGGAAACCACCUGUGUUCCUAUGACAAUAAGGUCAUGUUGAUGUUUUGGUGAAUGGACCACUACAGUUCACUAUGUAAUUUCUAUCGAUUUGUAUUUGUUAUGGAAGAUAUUUGACAGUUUAACUUUUUCUGUGUUUGUGCUGUCAGCAUAAAUGUUGUCUUCACUAACUGGCUGACAGAGAUGAACAAACAAUACAACUGCUGUAUUUCACAAUGGUUCUGGCCUAUAAUUAAAUUAAAGAGAUUCGGCGCCUAAUUUUGUCACUGAGAGUACACAGGUUCCAAAUCCAGAUGUUUACCUGUGCUGAUCUCAGCUAAAUGUUCAACAUUAUUUCAAACAUGUCACAGUUUUGCAUGUCAGCAAAUCCCACAUAUUGACAUGGAUGGGCAACAUUAUUACUCAUAUAAGCUAUGAUGAAAAGUGAUCUAUUUCUGCCAUGGACAGCAUUUCCUGCAAGAAACUUAUAGGUAUUUCUCAUAAUCAUGGUCCAGUCAGCAGAAAAACAACAGCGGGUAAGUGUAUUUUCCUCCUUCUUAGCCGUUGUCUGAACUGUGUAACCCACAGUGUUUAUAGUGUAAACACUCCUCAUCUGUUUUUAACAGGCACCAUAGUCUGAGGCAACUUCAAAGCUGAGGUUCUCUUAUAUCAGCGAAAUGAACAGGGAAAACCGAUGCCAGGGCAGCCCUUAAAAGGCUACUGACUUAACAUAUUUACAUUCAGUACUUAAUUACCCAGAAUAACCUGUGACGUUACUGGCAGUAGUGCAGUUAAAAUAAGAGAAAUCCUGUGACUGCUGGGCUACUACACCACAUACUUUCCUCAGGAAUGGAAUGCUGCUGCUGCUGCUCCCAAGUCAGAUGGAGGGAGGAGGUGGUUUUCUCUCAGUUAAUGCACAUUUUUUGAAGACCUUGUAGUGUAGACCUGACCAUAACAGAGUGAGAAGAGGAGACUGUGAGAGCAGCAAGUUUAUGAUUUCCUUUUGAAACUUAUGAGGUUUUUUUUUUUUUUUUUGGCGGCACCGUGAAGUGACUUUGUACAAAUUAGUUUUGUAAAGUAAGCAAAAGCAGUCGCCAGCAGUAUCUAUCUUCUAUUUAUGGCCUCCCCCCGGCCCCCCUUCCCAGACUGACGUCAGCAGAAAGUUAUUUUCAUGAAUGGAGGGGGCGGUCACGAGGAAUCGGUGACGUGAGUGCUUGCGGAAGCAGAGCGUGGAAUGUUGGUACAUUGUUGUUGUUUUGUAGUUAAUUUAGUACGAGGAUACACCGCUGCCCGUCCGCUGGACGCUCUACACCAACUGUGUCAAGUUACUGCGUCGCCUCUAUCAGGACCCUACUCCGCCACUUUUUUUACGCAUUCCGGUCCGGUCCGUCCACAGAGUGUGUCUUCUGUGAGAUUCUGGCCAGUUGUCUGCAUGCAGGGAAUGACGACUCAUUUUAAGACGAGCAAAGCUUUAAAGGUCAAGAAGGAGGUAGGCGAGAAUGCCCCCGCACUCAGCGACGAUGAGUUGGUGGCCAUGUCCGUGCGGGAGCUCAACCAGCAUCUGCGUGGGCUGACCAAGGAGGACGUCGUGCGGUUGAAGCAGCGGCGGCGGACCCUGAAAAACCGGGGCUACGCCGCCAGCUGCCGCAUCAAACGCGUCACCCAGAAGGAAGAGCUGGAGAGACAAAAGACAGAGCUGCAGCUAGAGGUGGACAAGCUGGCCCGCGAGAACGCCAGCAUGAGGCUGGAGCUGGAUGCCCUGCGAGCCAAGUAUGAGGCCCUGCAGUGUUUUGCCCGGACUGUGACGCGCGGGCCCCUCUCGCCGGGCAAGGUGGCCACCACCAGCGUCAUCACCAUCGUCAAGUCCGCCAACCACAACAACUCCAGCCCGACCCCGUUCUCAGCUCCCUCCUAGUGUCGACAGGACUGGGCUCUCUUUCUCCUGCCUGGUCCUUCCCGGUUCUGACCCAGCCUGAACCCACCCAUCCUGUGCUGAGAGGACGCUCAGUAGUUAAGACUGAAGGAUGGAAUGGGGUGGCAAGCUCUAUGUGAUGUAAUGCUGAAUUCACAACUCUGUCUCCCUCCUUCUGUCUCUCUUACACAAUCUACAUUGUCUGUGCACUGUGCAAACCCCCCCCUCCUCCCCAGACCCCCAGCACCGGCAGGGUAAUGUGCCUCUGUGACCCUACCUCCCUGACUGAUAGCAGAGAUUUGCUUUUACUCCAGUGUGAAGAAGCGCUUGAUAUGCCUUAAUGUGGUAGCAGUGGUCUAAGACAGCUUUGAUACUUAUUGCUAUUAAGCAUAAAACCUGAGAGAUUUAAGUAAGGUAUAUGUGACAGUGAAGCUAUUUACAAAGCCUUUGCCAAAUUGAGCCUUUGAAGCUUUUGCAUUUAAAAGGAUCUAUGAUUGAUCCGUAUAAAUUAUCUCACAUGUAGUUUAACACACAGAAGAUUUGUUGUAAGGUCAGGUGGACACCUCUUCAUAACCACAGUUACCAGUGGUUUGCAACCACAUGCCUUUAAGAGCCAGCCAAUCACAGCACUGAUGUCCCUCUUCUCUUUCAGAAGGUGUAAAGCAGUAAUAAAAAAAAUCACCUGUUGUAGAGUUUGGUUGAAGUGAAAUCCUCUACAUGGCCCCUCAUGGUCCGUAUGGAGCUCUGCAUUAUGCAGCAUUAUGACCAAGGGCUCUAGUAGUGAUACAGGAUUGUUUAUAUUUCUGUCCUGAUUAUGCAAAGUUUUGCACAGUCUUCAGUCAUGCCAAAUAGUUUAGUAUUUAGUUUUAGAAAAUAGUCAGUUCUCUCCAGGAAAAAUAAAUUUUUCAGUUACAUUUUUCACUAGUUUGAGAACUUUAAAACUCCACCAUUAGGCCAGAAGUUGUAUUUAAAUCUUUGCUAGAAUAUACUGAAGAGGUUCUUUUGUGCAUUUUUGUCAACCUACUUGCAGACACCUGCAGGGUGGAGCACAUCUGAUGCAUCUUAAAUUUGCUGUCAUAAUAGCUCAUCCAUGUGCUGACUUGUGCUUUGUAUCUUGGUUAAGAAAUUGUUUGUUGAAGACAUUGGAAGCUGUUGGGAAGGUGCUACAUGUGAUCCUGUUGGUGUCUCUGUGGCCCUAUUGAACAGAGAAAUGAUUCACAGUUUCUGCUUAUAUUAUUUUGAAAUGCAAGAGAGUUGAAUUAUACUUGAUUUCAACAGAAGGGAGACUUGGGAGGACUAAAAUGUAAAACCUGAAAAAUGAUUAAGGAUAAUUUUGGGCCAGAUUUGUUUGGAUUGAGCAGAUCUGACGUUGCCCAGUGUCUCAUUAUAAAGCACUUAAAGGAAACUGUUAAGAUACAGUAUAAAAGAAAACAAUUCAUAGGUAAAUUGAGUCCUAGAAUUGGAGAUGAUGACAGAUAGAAACUACUCUUGCAUUUCUAAAGUUACUGGGGCUCAAGUGCAUGAUGAUUAAAUGUGGUGUGACCACACUUAGCCUUAUGUAAUUGAGGAUGGUAUACUCUCUGAUAAGUAUAUCACAGCACUUACUGGGUGAUGUUUUGCCUCUUUCCUUUACAUGCCACUCUUUGGUAGGUAAUCCAUAUUGGAUAUAGUGUAAUGAGAGCGGUCCUUAAAAGUGAAAUGCAAUUCAACUUACUUCCUGUAUAUUACAGAUUACCGAAACGAUAAAGCUCCCACUGCCACCGUUGUUACUUCACAUUGAGAACUCCGUCCAAAUAGAAAUCAUUCCUACUGCUGGGUCACGAGAAGUGCUGCUGCCGGUGUUGGUAACUCUGAAACAGUAGCUAUUUACUUUGCUUUUGACACACUCUUCUGCAAGAGAACUCCUGACGCCCAUCUCUAGAAAUAGUGGUGUCACGACAGUUAAAUGCAGUAAACACCUUUGUCCUGUUGUACGUUUUGAGAUAUUUAAAUAUGAAAGUCACUUGAAAUAAAAAGCCGUUCUUACCGAGGAUCCAUUCCUAAUUCGGAGUGAAGUCAAUAGAGAUUGUUCAUGUCAGGAUUUUCUCUUGGCUAAGAGGACAUGACUGUUCUUCCCCUGUUCCAUAGCUGCAAAGAACAGUAUGGGGAACUUUGCUGCUGUACAACCUGCUGUGAUUUUUAAGCAGGGGCAUUGCUGUGUUCUUACUCUCAUUUUGUAUUUUCACUUGGUUUCUAUGUUGAUACAACCUAUGUUCUCUUUCUGAUACUUAGUUUUAUAUGCAUAUACAGUAUAUAAAAUAUAUAUAUUACAUAUUUUUCUAUA
Messenger RNA from Seriola aureovittata, 4340 nucleotides. RefSeq names its product v-maf avian musculoaponeurotic fibrosarcoma oncogene homolog K (gene mafk). Gene Ontology annotation, biological process: regulation of transcription by RNA polymerase II. The coding region runs from base 1340 to 2020 and encodes 226 amino acids. The record is from RefSeq and is a predicted model, not a curated record. Gene Ontology annotation, molecular function: DNA-binding transcription factor activity, RNA polymerase II-specific; RNA polymerase II cis-regulatory region sequence-specific DNA binding. The transcript is spliced from 3 exons. Lineage: Eukaryota; Metazoa; Chordata; Actinopteri; Carangiformes; Carangidae. Gene Ontology annotation, cellular component: nucleus.